Messenger RNA from Dictyostelium purpureum, 5076 nucleotides. RefSeq lists its product as uncharacterized. Bases 1 to 5010 code for a protein of 1669 amino acids. Gene Ontology annotation, molecular function: ATP hydrolysis activity; ATP binding; chromatin binding. The transcript has 3 exons. Gene Ontology annotation, biological process: positive regulation of transcription by RNA polymerase II. The record is from RefSeq and is a predicted model, not a curated record. Lineage: Eukaryota; Evosea; Eumycetozoa; Dictyosteliales; Dictyosteliaceae. Gene Ontology annotation, cellular component: nucleus.
AUGGAAUAUAAUAAUAACGAAAUUAAUAGCGAAAAUGAUAAUGAAAUAAAAGACAACAACAACAUUGAUAAUACUACCAAUAGUAAUAAUAUUUUAAAUAAAGCUACAACGGCCACAACAUCUGCCCAUAGUAUAAAUGCUCCUAGUCAUGCACCAUUUGCAAUUAGAAAAAGAAAAACACUUGAUAAAUCUGAUUUAAAUAUCAAUAGCAGUGGUAAUAGUGACAAUAAUAAUAGUAACAAUAGUAACAAUAAUGGUAACAUUAGUAAUAAUAUAAAUAACAAUGUAAAUAAUAGCAAUAAAAAUAAUGAUAAUAAAAGUAAACAAGAAAGUCAACAUAAAGUUUUAGAAGACUAUCAAAAAAAAUUAGAGAAGGAGCAACAAGAAAUUAAAGAAAAAAAACAACUAAAACUAAAUAAACAACAGGUAGACCAUCAAUCACCUCCACCAAGACCGCAAAGGCAAAGAGUUCAGCUGUAUAAUUUGCAAGAAGAAAAUAUUGAAGAGGAACAAUACAGUAUAUAUAAUAGUUCGAAUAAUAAUAGUCGUGGUGGUCGAACUAGAAGACAAACCUAUCAUAUAGAAGAAGAGAGAGAAGAGGAAGAGGUAGAGGAAGAGGUAGGGGAGGAAGAGGUAGGGGAGGAAGAGGUAGGGGAGGAAGAAGAGGAAGAUGUAGCAGAAGUUGCAGAGAGAGAUGAAGAAGAGGGCGAAGAAGAAGAAGAAGAUGUAGUAGAAGUUGCAGAAGAAGAGGAAGAGGAGGAAGGUGGUGAAACCGAUGAAGAUGAAAAACCAAAAUAUAAUAUUAGUUUAAGACCAAGAAGGAAUACUACCCAGCUACUUAAUCUAUACGAUGAAGAUGACUAUAGUUCAAGAAAUUCAAGAAAAAGCUCAUAUAACGAUUUACCAAAAAGAAAUAGAAAAACACUACAUCAAAUCGAAUUUGAAAGACAACAGGAACAACAUCAAAAUAAAAGACGAACCAGAAGUAUGUAUUAUGAGGAAGAAGAGGAAGAGGAGGAGGAAGAAAAUAGAAAGCCAUUGGCAACAUCAUCGAGAUCAAGAUCAACUCAUAUAGAUUUAAAUCAAUACGAGCUUGAUGCAUUUUUUGCAAGAAAAAAGAAAAAAAUUGAUAAUCAAAAAGAAUAUAAUAGUAUUAUCGAAAAAUUAAAUAAAUUAGAGCAAGCUCAACAGGAUGAUAUGGAUCAAGAUUCAAACUUAGACAUAGAUGACAAUAGUAAUAAUACCAAUAACACCGAAACUGUACCAACUAGUAAUAUAUCACCACAAACAAAAAUUCACACUAGAAGAUCACUAUCACUUGCAGAAAAUACAAAUCAUAUGGAUGAGUCUUCAGAGUAUAAAAUUCAUCAUACUCCAUCUCCAUCAAAAAAAAUUCUUAUGUCACCAUCAAAAGCCAAUAGUCCCAAUAAAUCCAAGCCUGAUGAUUUAAAUAUUAAACAAACACCAAAAAGAAUUAGAUUGCCAACAGAGCGUUAUGAUCCAAAGAAAGCAAAUGAAAGAUCACAUCCAAAUAGACCAAUUGCUAGACCACAUCAAGCAACCUCAUCACUAUUUUCAAAUAGAAGUGCAAAUAAUUGGAGACCCUACAACAACAAUAUUCAAUUUGAGGAAGAAUUAUCUGACGAUGAAUAUGGCGUAGGCAAACGUGGUUCAUCAGGUCCAUUACCAAUCAACUUGAACAAUCAACUUAAAGAUUCUGAACCAUUAACAGUCGACUCACAAAUUAAUUUCACAUCGGUGGGUGGGCUAGAUAAACAUAUUCAAUUGAUGAAGGAGAUGCUGAUGCUACCACUAUUGUAUCCAGAGGUAUUUAAUAAAUUCAAAAUUCAACCACCAAAAGGUGUAUUAUUUUAUGGUCCACCAGGUACAGGAAAAACCUUAUUAGCAAGAGCACUAGUUAAUGAAUGUAAUGUAGGUGGUCAAAAAGUAUCGUUCUUUAUGAGAAAAGGUGCCGAUUGUCUUAGUAAAUGGGUUGGUGAAGCUGAAAGACAACUAAGACUACUCUUUGAACAAGCCAAAGCAAUGCAGCCAUCAAUUAUAUUUUUCGAUGAAAUUGAUGGUUUAACACCAGUGAGAAGCAGUCGUCAAGAUCAAAUUCAUAAUAGUAUAGUAUCGACACUUUUGGCAUUAAUGGAUGGGCUUGAUAAUAGAGGCCAGGUUAUUGUAAUCGGUGCAACAAAUAGAAUUGACACUAUCGAUCCUGCUUUAAGAAGACCUGGCAGAUUUGAUAGAGAACUCAUGUUUUCAUUACCAUCAAGAGAAGCUAGAUUAAAAAUUUUAUCUAUCCAUACCGAUAACUGGAUUCCUCAACCUGAACCCAAACUAUUACAAGAAAUUUCAGAUCAAACAGCUGGCUAUUGUGGUGCCGAUAUCAAAUCAUUAUGUUCGGAGGCAGUAUUAUGCUCAUUAAGAUCAACAUUUCCACAAAUUUAUAAAACUUCAAAUAAGUUGCAACUAUCAGUUGAGUCUAUUAAAGUAGAAAAACCACAUUUCCAAGAAGCAAUGAAGUUAAUUACACCAUCAUCAAAACGUAGUGUAUUUUCAUAUUCCAACCCAUUAUCAUCAAUUAUAAAGCCACUAUUACAACCAACAUUAAAACUACUAUUAAAAAAAGUUGAAACCAUUUUCCCAAUUUCACAAUUGAAAAUCAACUCUCAGUCAAUAUCUGACCAACGUGAUCAAGACGAUAAUGAAAAUGAAAUAAAUAUUGAUGGUGUUAGUCCAAUGGACACCGAAACAAGCGCAAAUCAUAACAUUUUGUUAAAUAAUAUUUCAAUUUCAAAUUUCUCAGUCUAUAGACCAAAACUAUUAAUCUAUGGUCAAUAUGGUAUGGGACAAAUACAAUUGGCAAAUUCACUACUUUACCAACUAGAAGACUUUCCAAUAUUUUCAAUCGAUAUAUCAACUUUAAUUAGCGAUCAAACAUCAAAAACUAUUGAAGAAUCAUGUAUUAGACUCUUAACAGAAGCUAAAAAGGCAGCACCAUCAGUAAUCUAUAUACCCAAUAUAGACUCAUGGAUUGGAAAUCAAUUUGGUAAUCUUUCAGAUAUAUUACUACACUUUUUAAACACAAUUGAUUCGAACCAAUCAAUUUAUUUAAUCUCAACUUUGGAAUCUAGUAAUCGUGAAAUCUCACUACCCAUCGAACAAUUAUUCUCAACUAAAUUCGAAAUCCCAUCACUAUCAUUAAACUCGAUAUCACUAUUCUAUGAAAACAUCUUUAAAGAUAUCAGAGAAAUUGGUGACUCAAUCAGAAAAAAUAUAAACAACAAAAUUAAAGAAGAUGAACCCCUACCAGUUAUACCAUUCCAAACCGAUGAGGUUAGAGAAUUAAAAAAGGAUAAGCAAUUAGUUAGACAGCUUCGUAUAUUAAUACGUGAAAUCGUUUCAAAAAUUAUAUUUGAUAGAAAGUAUAUCACAUUUUUUAGAGAUGUCAAUAUCGAACAAUUUCCAGAAUAUUAUGAACUCAUUAAAAAUCCAAUGAGUUUGCAAAAAAUUUCACAGAAAUUAGACUCUUUUGAAUAUAUAUCUUUGAAUUCAUUUUUAAAAGAUAUAGGUUUAAUUGUUACAAAUACAGAUUUAUACUACCAAGUCCACGAUCCAAAUUCUUUAGAAUCAAUUAAAGCUAAUUCUAGGGCCAAACAACUUCAAGAUGAAAUUCUAUCAAUGGUUGAUAAUAUCGAUCCCAACUUGGUAGUAUCAUGCGAAAACAUUUCUAAAAAGUACAAUAAAAACCCAACAGUGUUGUUCUCAAACCAAACCAUUGCAACAAAUAGUAAUACCAGUGCCAACACCAGUAGCAGUAAUUUACAUCGUACUGUUAACAACAACAAUACAAUUAAUAGAAAUGACAGUAUUUCAAAAUUACAAAUUAAUAAAGAUAUAAAUAUAAAUAUACCCUCAAGAAGUGCGAGACUUAGAGGCGAACAAGCUCCAGCUUUAACAGACGAAAUGUUUCAGCAAUUCUUUAAAAAGAAAAGAAAGAAACCUUCCUCUUUUAAAGAUGAAUUGGGUAGUCCAGUUUCAAAUUUCGAAAAUGAUGAAGAAAACGAAAAUCAAGAUAAUUUUAAUGAAAAUAUAGAUAAUAAUAAUAACAAUAAUAUUGACAAUGAAAAUAACAAUUCCGAAAAUCAAGAACUAUGCAAUACUCAUGAAAAUCAAAAUGAUGAAUCACCAAACAACAACUUAGAUACCAAAAAUGAUAACUUGAAUGUAAAUAAUAAAUCACCAAAUGAUGAUACAAAAAAUAACAACUUUGAAAGCCAAGCUAAUAAAGAAAAUAUCGAUAUAAAUACAACUAUAAAUCAAAGUCCAAAAACAAUUUCCAAUACAGCUACAGAUAUAAACAUUAAUACAGAUCUUAACUCAAAUGUCACAAUUACCACCAACACUUCAAACACCAAUAAUGAUAUAUCUAAUACAACCACAAAUGAUGAUAAUAAUGAUAAUGAUCAAAUGAUAAUAGACAAUAAUAAUGAGAAUAAUAAUAUUAAUAAAGAUAAAGAAAAAGAUCAAGAUCAAGAAAAGGAUCAAGAUCAUCAACAAGAACAAGAGCAAGAACAAGAACAAGAACAACAAGAACAACAAGAACAAGAACAAGAACAAGAAGAACUAGAAGAACAAGAACAAGAAGAUGAUGAAAAUAAAAGAAUAAAUGAAGAAAAUGAAAGAUUAGAAAAUGAAGAAAAAAAUAGAUUAGAAAAAGAAAAAAUAGAAAGAGAAAGGUUGGACAAAGAAAGGGAAGAAAAACAAAAAGUUGAAAGAAAAGAAAAUAAUAACAAAUUAUUUGAAAUUGAAAAAGAUUUAAUUAAAAGAUUAGUAACUUUUUCCUCACUAUUCAAUGUUGAAAGAUUAUUGGAAAACCAUUCAACAAUUUGCAUGAUUGCAAAUCAAGUUAUAAAAGAGAAUACAAGAAAUAUCAAAGAUGAAAAUGAUAUAUUCAAUAUUUUACAAACAAUAUAUUCAAGGAUCGAUUUUAAUUUUUCAUAAUUUAUAUUUAAACAAUAAAUUAAAUAAAUAAAAAUUCAUGUUAAUUUAUUAUUGUAUUAUAUAAUU